CGUUGUUAAUUACGGCCUGUCAUUAGUGAUUCUGUCUUUUCAGAUGCGAGCUGUUGACUUCAAUCCUUUCUCCUGGGACAGCGACAGCAAGAAGGUAAAAUCAAAUGUAGUCAGUCUCGAUUUCCAAAAUGGCAAUGGAAAGAAGAUUAAUGUAUCCAACCUUGAUAACGACAUUGAGAUAGUUAUUCCGAUUUCGAGUCCAGCAACAAACAUCAGCAACGCAACUGAACAUUAUUUCCUAAAGCCGAACCGAAUGUUCUUCCACAGUUACUACGCAGAACUAGCAAAUGUCCCCGUUUCUAUGAGAAUCGGUGUGCCGGCAGAAGGUACAGUUAUUAAAUUAUUUGUUAAAUUUGGAUCAAGACCUACGAUGGAAGACUCUGAUCACAACUUCACUAUACUGUUCACGUCAACAUGUAGAAACCAAGUCGAUUAUCAACAAAAUAAAUCAACAUCCUGCGCACUUGAAGAACGCUCUGUAACAAUAGUGCCUUAUGAGCCAAGUCUUCUUUAUGUCGGUCUGGUGCUUCUAGAUGCUAACAAUGUCACCGAUCAUGCUAGAAAAAGACGGUCAUGUUUUGGCCAUGGCCGCGAAAAACGGUCAUGUGUUGGAGUUAAAGAGCCCCCUUCUACAGGAGUCACAAAAGUGAAUGUUCCGAAGUAUGAUCCUUUAACAGAUGUCAACUACACGUUUACUAUUACCCAAUCGAGUUGUUUGUACUGGUCUGAAGACAAAGAAAAGUGGACCUCCGACGGUUGUAAGGUUGACCCCAGCUCAAACAUCACUCACCUUAAAUGCCUUUGCAAUCAUUUGACAUCAUUUGGCGGAAACUUCAUUCAAGCACCAAAUCCUAUUGAUUUUGACAAGGUUUUCACUGAGUUUACGCGGCUUGGUGAAACUGGUAAUAUCUCGGUACUUGUGACAAUUGCAUGCGCUAUUCUCCUUUACUUCAUAGUGCUAAUCUUUGCAAGGAGGGCUGACAAAAGAGACGAUAACAAGAUUAGUCCUCCAAAAUGUAUAAACGUCGUCGAAAAAGGAACCUACGUUUACGACAUGGUUAUCAGCACUGGUGUUUGGAAACAUUCAGGAACAACAGCUAACGUGUCCGUCAGUAUAGAAGGCGAAAUAAAUGAACAAAAGCUAAUUCCACUUAGGAGCAAAGGAGAAUCAAGCGAAUUAUUUGCAAGAGGAAGUAUCGACGGGUUUGUUCUGGUCACAAGCCAAACCUUAGGGACCUUAAAAGAAAUAACAUUAGAGCAUGACAAUUCAGGAGAUAAUCCCUCUUGGUUUGUAGAGACGGUUGUCAUCAAAGACCGGCAGACAGAGCAAAGGUGGAUGUUCUCAAUAAAUCGAUGGCUUGCCGUGGAAAAGGAUGAUGGAGAAAUAGAGGUUACUGUCAACACUAAGAGUACAAAUUCCUUUUCAGAUCAGGUUCGUUCACGGUUUGGAAGAAAAAUUGCCGACAGUCACCUGUGGAUGUCAGUGUUUGGUAAAGCAUGUAGCAGUUCUUUCACCCGUGUACAAAGAGUCUCGUGUUGUCUUUCACUGUUGUUCAGCGCUAUGAUUGCUAAUGCUAUGUUUUAUGACCUUGGUGGCAAAUCGGAUGGAGCUAUACAGGUUGGACCAUUCAAGUUUUCUGGGAGACAAAUCGUCAUCGGAGUGCAAAGCGGACUAAUAAUUGCACCUGUAAACAUUUUGAUUGUCCUCCUGUUUAAGUCUAGUAAACCAAGAAGGAAAAAGGCCGCCAAAUAUAAAGACAUUGACCAGGCCCAGCAAUUUGUGGAUGAAAUAAGGGACACAGGCUGCAUGUUGCCUCAUUUCUGUGUAUACUUUGGGUGGUUUCUCUGCUUUGUCACAACUAUUACGGCUGCAACGUUCACCUUAUUUUACAGCUUAAUGUGGGGCAAAGAAAUUGCCGAGCAAUGGCUCGCAUCAAUUUUGAUAUCAUCUGGUCAGGACAUUUUCGUGGUACAGCCAACAAAGAUUAUGUUCGCUGUUGUUAUAGUUUCAUUGCUCUUGACAAGAAACAAAGACGCCAGUGAAGAUCUAGAUGCGGAGCGGGACAGAGCUGAUGAUUGGAAGACAGAAAUUGAUUUUCUAAGCGAUAAUCCUAAAGCCCAAUUUAAACGAGAUAAGUUGGAGGCGAUACGUAAGCGAAGAAAAAAGGAGACUCGGUUGACAAUCAUGACUAGAGACAUAGUCCUUCAUUUGAUAUACAUGUUUUUUCUGGCAAUCGUAUGUUAUGGUAACAAGAACGGAAGCCGUUUCCUGAUGACAAGGACAAUGAUAAAUCCAUUCAUGACGUUUGAACUGGUAACUGAACCAAACGAACUAUGGGGUUGGCUGAGGCAAGAGUUCCUGCCAAACAUAUACAACCGCGCAUGGUACAAUGGACUUAAAGAGGAAGCAGAUCUGUAUAUUGAGAAUAAGAUGUCCAUAAUGAUUGGCAUGCCUUCGAUGCGACAACUGAGAAUAAAGAAAAGUCCAUGCGAAACCCCUCGUCAGAUCAUUCCAGACUGCUACUACGACUAUUCCGCUUCACAUGAAGAAACUACAUUGCUGAGUCUUCCAGGUUGGAAACCGCUCCCCUUAAAUACUUCAUGGCCUACAGCUCUACAGAUGUGUCCAAAACCAUGGCGUUACCAAACAGCCGAGGAGUUAAACAAUGGCCCAAUAAGGGCUACUUACAGUGCAUACGAUGGGGGUGGCUACGUUGCCGUCAUGGGAUAUAAAGAAGAUACUGCCCUUGGCGUGUCAACCGAGACCCUGGGUCACGGAUGGGUUGAUCGCCAGACUCGAGCGGUUAUUUUAGAGUUCGCAGUCUUCAACGUGAACACAAAUUUGAUCAGCACCGCUACCUACUUUUACGAGGUGAUCGCUACUGGGGCUGCCUACACUACAAAGAGGGUUGAUACACUCGAGUUAUACAGUACAGAGUCAGGAUCUCUGAUGUUCUAUCUCAUUUGCCAGUUUCUAUUCAUGGCCAUGGUGCUUUUCAACUUCAUCAUGAUGUUACUCCACCUUUACCGGCAACGCCUCGGAUUUUUCAAGUCCUUUUGGAAUAUGGUUGACCUCUUUAUGAUAAUCUCAUCCGUAGCGUCAGUGGCGUUCUACAUGAUAAGAUCGAAGAGUGUCUUGAAUACCAUCAAAGCCAUCCAAGCUAAUCCAUAUGAAAUUAUAUAUUUUCACACGGCCUUAGACUGGGCAAGCUGGGAAAAUGCCUCGCUUGCUUUUGCCAUUUUUAUUGUGACACUUAAGCUUUUGAAUCUCAUCCGUUUUAACCCUUAUGUUAUUUUCUUAUUUUCAUCAUUCCGUCAAUCCGUGGGCUACCAGCUAUCGUACGCUGGUUUCUUCUUGAUCGUCUUUAAUGCUUUUGUCAUAUCCGGAAUGCAGUUAUUCGGUGGCAUAGUCCUGCAGUAUUCAAGCUACCUCCAAGCAGUCAUGUCGCAGUUUGAAUUUCUUUUAGGAAAAGCUGUCCCACUUGACGAUCUUCGUAAUGAAAAGCCCUUUAUUGCACCAGCGUUUCUUUUCUUGUUCGUGCUAUCUAUGACGGUUUUCCUGAUGAACAUGUUGGUUUCGGUAUUAAACGAGUCCUACACUGACGCUAAGACACACGCCGAAGAAAGUGCCGAAGAGCUUGAAAUGGCACGCUUUAUUGGUGAAAGUUUCAUGCAGAUGUUUCAGGAAAACAGAAAGCGCGCUGAAUUCAAGUUAUUUUGUGACGAUACCACGUUCGUCAAUAUGUGUCGUUCCGAAGCAGAGCCUUCCUGUUUAAAUUCUCAAAGUAUCAUUCAUUGCACGGAAGAAAGGUUGACAAAAAUGGAUCAACGGAUAUCUGUUCUUACCCGACGCACGGAAAACAUUGAGGUUGACUAUAUCUCUGAAGAAGCAGAAUUUCUAGAUCUCGUCAAUUUGACGGCUAAGAGUUUCCGUUCAGAAUCAAAUUAACUGCAUCAGUUAAAGAAGCACAAAGAAGAAUUUAAAGAGAACAAGGCCUUCGUUCCUGACCGCCCUUUUUACUACAUAAUAGCAUUUAGUAUUUACACAACAAUUCGGUGGCCAAGUGGUUAUCGCACAUUCUGUAUGCCUCGGAAUGAGGAGUCAAUUAGAAUUUACACUACAGUCUAUACAGGUUUGGGGAGGCGCGGUGGCCUCAUUGUUAGUCGCCCUUGUUUCCGGAUCGAGCGGUCUGCGUUCGAGCACUGACCUGGGACAUUCCGCUGUGUUCUUGGGCAAGACACUUUACUCUCACAGUGCCUCUCUCCACCUAGGUGUAAAAAUGGGU
Molecule: messenger RNA, 4286 nt
Organism: Orbicella faveolata
Lineage: Eukaryota; Metazoa; Cnidaria; Anthozoa; Scleractinia; Merulinidae
Product: polycystin-1-like protein 2
Biological process (GO): detection of mechanical stimulus
Cellular component (GO): membrane
Molecular function (GO): calcium channel activity; protein binding; calcium ion binding
Source: RefSeq, a predicted model, not a curated record